Messenger RNA from Aedes albopictus (Asian tiger mosquito), 1314 nucleotides. RefSeq lists its product as uncharacterized. The transcript has 3 exons. The record is from RefSeq and is a predicted model, not a curated record. Bases 324 to 920 code for a protein of 198 amino acids. NCBI's taxonomy places the organism in Eukaryota, Metazoa, Arthropoda, Insecta, Diptera, Culicidae.
AGUCAGUCAGCAGGUCUCACACAGGGACUCCGAUCGAGCAGCUCGCAGCUCGCAGCUUCAGGGUUUUGUUUGGUUGGAAUUAAGAAUUACGCAAAGUGUACCGCCGGCCGCGCCUCCCGGUACAAUCUUUUAUAUAUGCGAUUCGGUGGUGUCGAUUUGUCAUCACUAGUCAAUCUCGGUUCAGCUGAGUAGGUUGUGUUGUGUGUUUUCUUCACCCCUAAAGAAGGGGGUUGUUGGUUGGUCGGCGUGGAUCGCGCGAAGCUGUAGGUGGAUUGUUUUUUUUGGUGAGUGCGUGACGCGGAGAAAGUGGAAAUCCUGGAAGCAUGGGUAUUUUUAAAGGAUUCGCAAAGUUCAACGGCUACACGGUGGCUGUAGCGUGCAUUAACUACACACUGACGAAGGUGUUGUCGUCGAAUAUCGAGGGAAAAUUCGUGGAAACAUUUUCAUUUCUAAAGAACCUUCUAGCGACAGCGGAACAGCCGUCAUCGGUUUCAUACGUAGCACUGCUGAUAGCUAGUAUUACGCUGUUCCUAGGCAUAUUCUUGGAAUGCAAAGCUCUAAUGGUCCCGUUCAUAGUAGCAUACAUCAAGGUGCUAGAUGAUGAAACCGGUGGAACCUACAAGAUGGCAACGGUGUGGGAGUUGUUCUUUUCGGCCUACGCGGCCUUUACUCUGGUGAUGCUGUUCUCGAUGGGGAUCUGUACCUGUUUCCGCAGUAAGGACGAACGAGAUCAAAAGAAGCAACCCUCCUGGAUAUCCCAGUGCUGCUGGACCUUCUGGGGUUGCCGAUGCUGUAGAAGACGGGGCCGAGAAAUUUACCCAACGACGCUGGACGCCCACUCGCACUGUUCCUGCGAGACGUUGAAUAUUCGCACAGCAGGACCUGACGAUAAGCACUAUCAUCGGGUGAUAUUUGUGUAGGCGGAUGACGACUUUGGACGUUGGAAGGUGACGAUGACGUAGUCUUUUGAUGAAACAGUAUUUUUGUUAAUCAGCUGCGCGAUGACCAAAGAGUUGAUGCCAAUGAAAUGCGGAAUGGUUCGAAGGUCCAUGACGCGAGCAACCAUACCUCUGCGGACCGGAGGGUUGAUCAUCGAACGAUGAACCAGCGAUCUUGAACGGAUCCUGGUAUGACGAAAACGAUUACAUUACUUAAACGAAAGUCAUUCCCACUUUACGAGGAAGUGAGAGAAUGAUCGCGUGCAAUUGCAAUCUAGUGAAUGGUGAAAUUAGUCUUGUGUGUACUCAAAGCGUGAAAGCAGUGAUAGAAAAUCCUUAGUCAAAACGAAAAUAUAUUAGUGAAUAAGGGAAACAA